AUGAACGUCAGAUCCUUCGACAACAAAAAUUGGUUCAUCAGGAAUGCGAUCUAUGUUAUCAUAACUGAAGACUUCACGGAACUCACUGAAGGCUUGAUUGAAUUAAAAAAUGAAAUGUCCUGGAAUCCUCGAGCACAAUUUCUUAUUUCUACGAAAAACGUCUGUGACACUGAAAUCCAAGUAUUGUUUGAGCAAUUUUUAACAAUGAAAAUCUACGAAGUUGUUUUUAUAAACUAUAAAAAUAUGGAAGCAAACGUACACACAUACCGGCCUUUCCAUGAUGGUAACUGUGGGGAGUACAUUGAAGAGAUAGAAAACCUCGGAAGCUGUUCAGAAAAUAAUGCCCGUGGCUAUUUCCCAAAAAAUAUCACCGAAGGUUUAAAAAAUUGUAAAUUCAGAGCACUUAAAUAUAAAUACAAUAGUAGUUUUACAUAUGCGCAUCACGACAAAUUGCCGAUUGUAGAGCAGUUUAUUAUAGACACUUUCGCUGAAUUUACAAACUACACUAUACAGUAUAAAAUAGUUAUAGCAAACACGCAAAUCAACUAUGGCAUUGUCUUACCACACGGUAAUGUCACAGGUUUGCUGGGUGAACUGUACAACAAUGUUGCUGAUAUUGCCGUGGGGUCGACCGUCAUCAUCAAGAAUAGAGCAGACGUCUUCGAUUACGUAUGUGGUUUCAAAGUAGCUACUUUCAAAUUAUUCACUUCUGCCUUAGGUAAAGAAAUAUGGAAAACAGUAUAUACAGAGUUUGAUACUAAAACUUGGCUGCUGAUUUUGUUAUUCUACGUAAUUAUCGUAGUGGCAUGUAUAAUGCUGCUGAAUAUGCAUCCGAAAAUACCUUACAGUCACACAUACCUAAUCGUCAAAUUAUGGGGAUUUUUCUACCUAGGAAAUGGUGCUGAACCGUAUUCGAAAACUCGAAGGUUGAGAUCAGUAACAGCUUUUUGGAUCUGGUUCACAUUCUUCAUCAGCAGUUUCUACAAUUCUGAUAUGUACGGUUUAAUUACUGGACAUGUGCAGCGCAAGCGACAUAUAGAACCUGAACAACUUGCUUCAAUACCCUACCAACCAUGCAUCAGCACUGUGAUCUCUACAUUUUUCAUUUUCGCUUACAAUGAAAAGCUCCCCGAGAGCUUGGAUAUACCUGCGUGUCGUACAAUUGACGGAGCAUUUGACAGAGUCGCUAAUGCUUAUGAUCUGUACACAGUUCAACUUAAGGAAUCUUAUGUAGAAAGACAAAAAGAUUUUAUUGAUAAAGAAGGUAACCGUAAAUUGGAUAUUUGGGAUUUUUACAGCGACAUCGUUCUUGGUUUUUAUGUGACCAAGGGAUUUCCUGUAAGGGAUAAGCUACAAAGUUACGCGCAGCGCAUGUAUGAGACAGGCUUGGUUGAAAAUUAUCUCAGAAUUUUGAAUCCCCUAAGAGGAGUAGUGGACCACCGCAAAAAAAGAUUAGCGACACCAUUCGUUCUAGAUGAUUUCAUAGUACACUUUGCGGUACUUUUUGUGGGCUCGAUUCUAUCAACGAUUACUUUUGUAGCCGAAAUUAUUUAUUAUAGGAAACAGAUGAAUAACUCGCGUAACGUUUUAGUAACCAACUAG
Ostrinia furnacalis (Asian corn borer) is the source of this 1602-nucleotide messenger RNA. RefSeq lists its product as uncharacterized. The transcript has a single exon. NCBI's taxonomy places the organism in Eukaryota, Metazoa, Arthropoda, Insecta, Lepidoptera, Crambidae. The record is from RefSeq and is a predicted model, not a curated record. The coding region runs from base 1 to 1602 and encodes 533 amino acids.